Nyctereutes procyonoides (raccoon dog) is the source of this 568-nucleotide messenger RNA. RefSeq names its product death associated protein like 1 (gene DAPL1). Bases 76 to 399 code for a protein of 107 amino acids. The transcript has 4 exons. The record is from RefSeq and is a predicted model, not a curated record. Gene Ontology annotation, molecular function: death domain binding. Lineage: Eukaryota; Metazoa; Chordata; Mammalia; Carnivora; Canidae. Gene Ontology annotation, biological process: negative regulation of autophagy; apoptotic signaling pathway; cellular response to amino acid starvation.
GCAGUGGGGCAGCAUCAGUUGGCACUCAACCUCCAGAGCACCGUCCCGGCCUUGGCACUGGCACUGGCACGCGCUAUGGCAAGUGAAGUGCAAGUCCUGCUCCCCCCGCUGAAAGGGGGGCAUCCUCCUGCAGUAAAGGCUGGAGGAAUGCGCAUUCCCAAGAAACAAGAAAUUGGUGUCAUGGAGAGACAUACCAAAAAAACAGGAUUAGAGAAAACAAGUACCAUUGCAAGUGUUGCCAAACUCCAGGCCAUGGAUACUCUGAAUGACACACUGGAGAAGCUCAGCCAUAAAUUUCCAGCAGUGGUGCACAUGGCACAUCAAAAACCCAGACCUGCUCUGGAGAAGGUCACUCCACUGAAAAGGAUCUACAUUAUUCAGCAGCCUCGAAAAUGUUAAGCUGGGACAUAAAACACAGCCGUUUGGCCAACUGCCUGCAACAUCUGACAGCUUAGCAAAAAGGACCAAAACUUUCCAUAGGCCUAGUGCCCUCCCUUGGUAAAUAAAACUGCUUUUGUAUCUUCUCUUUUUGACUUUAGAUAAUAAAGCAUCCAAAAUUAUAAAUACA